AUGCCGAUGCCGAUGCCGACGCUCGACCACGAAGUGAAGACGAAGCUGAGAUUGUCGCAGGUGGCCCGCCCGCCGAAGCUGAUGUUGCAAAAGCCGUUGCCCGAGCUGCCAGCGCUGGAGUCGCCGACGCCGCUCGGCGCCGGCUACCAGUUGAGCCGGGUGCUGACGACGAAGACGGUCGACCUGGCGCGGUACCAGGUCGACACCCAGUACCGCGUCAAGUUGCAAUUGCUGGCGAAGGAGAUCGAGUUGUUGCGCUACUCGUGGAACAAGAUGUUGAUGGACGAGCCCAUCACCGAGCGCAAGCUGGUGUUCCCGCAGAUGCCUGGUGCGUUUGCCAUGGAAGAAGAGAAAGAAGUGCUGCGGCCCCAGGUGAGACAGACGCUGCUGCUGACGGUGGCGCUGCUGUUGUUCUGCCGUCAAUUGUACACUAACUUGUUGCAGAUGAAGCCCGUCUACGGUAAGAUGUUCCCGCUGAUCCACCACCAGGCGGUGUCGUUCGCCGGGGUGAUUCUGUUUGCCCUUUCUCAAUUGGAACGGCUCGAUGCCAUUGACCAAUACUUGUGCAAUUUGGGUAAGCGCCACCUGCGUAUUUUGGGCAUUGAGCCCGAGAUGUUCGAGACGUUAGGCGAGGCUUUAAUUGACACUUUCCACGAACGGUUUGGCAUUCGCUUCACCCAGGAGCUCGAGGUGUUGUGGAUCCAACUCUACAUGUACCUUGCCAACCUGAUCCUCCAGUUUGGCAUGGACCCCAAGCUUCGCCUUGACGACUCCCCGCACGCCGCCCCGCUGGUGGAACAGAGCUCGCAAGUGCAGCAGCCGGCGGAGCUGAUCUUCUCCACCGAGGAGCUGGUGAUGGACCUCGACCUGAAGCGGGGGCUGGUGCUCACCCAGCUGACGGCGCCGCUGGUGGCGGAAACCCCCGUGCCGGCGAAGCCGGUGAAGGAAUCGCUGCUUGGCCUGAUGAAGACCAAGAUCCGCAAGACGAGACGCGACUGCGUCAUCAUGUAA
This is a messenger RNA of Diutina rugosa, 1011 nucleotides long. RefSeq lists its product as uncharacterized. Lineage: Eukaryota; Fungi; Ascomycota; Pichiomycetes; Serinales; Debaryomycetaceae. Gene Ontology annotation, biological process: nitric oxide catabolic process; cellular response to nitrosative stress. The transcript has a single exon. Gene Ontology annotation, molecular function: FAD binding; heme binding; oxygen binding. The record is from RefSeq and is a predicted model, not a curated record. Gene Ontology annotation, cellular component: intracellular anatomical structure. Bases 1 to 1011 code for a protein of 336 amino acids.